GUUGGAACCUUAUCUUAUAUUAUAUACCACAAACAAAAAAUAUCUUUAAGAAAUAAAAAAGAGUAUUGUCAAGUUAUUUUUCCAUAACUAACAAGUAAAAGUCACUGAUCAUUCUUCAUGGCAGAAUCAAGUUAUGCAACUAUGGCUAAUGAUCCAGUUGCUAUAAUUGGAUCCGAAUAUUGCACGCCGAACCAGGUUGAUGUUGUUAUAUCUAGGAAGGUGAAGACAUUUAGAUAUGGAGAUUUUGUUGUUUCAGAUAUGAAUGGAAACUUCAUGUUCAAAGUUAAAGGCACAACUUUUGGAUGGCAUGAUAAGAGAGUUAUUCUUGAUGCUGCUGAUAAUCCCCUCAUCACUCUCAAACAAAAGAUAUUGACUGAGCAUUCGAGAUGGAAUGCAUUUAAAGGAGAAAGCACAGAUGAGAAACACUUAUUAUUUACUAUAAAGACAACAUCCAUAUUUCAAUGGAAGACUAAAUUGGCUAUUUUCUUAGCAAAUAACAAUUCUAAGGAAAAGAAUUGUGAUUAUUUGAUUAAGGGAAAUUGGUCCGAUAGAUCAUGUGUAAUAUACGCCGGAGAUUCUUCUACCAUAGUUGCUCAGAUGCAUAAGAAAAUUACUGUCAAGAGUUUAUUAAUUGGAAAAGACAAUUUUAUGGUGACAAUGUAUCCAAACAUUGAUCAAGCCUUCAUCGUCUCAUUAAUAGUAAUCCUUGAUGCUAUCAAUGCAGUCAACGAUGCUGCUGUUACCGGUGCAACUGCCGGUGUAGGUGCCGGUUGCUAGCAACUUUAAAGUAUCUAUUUCGCGAAAAAAAAUAUUUUAUCUGUCCUGAUUUAUGUGGUCAAAUGAAAAUUUUAAAAUUAAAUUAUCUAUAAAUAUACUACGAUGAUUUUUCUUGACACUCUCUUUGGAUCAUUGUUAUCCAUUAUUUCAUAAUGUACUGUAUUGUACUCUAUUUGUAUUCUAUUGUACAAUACUAUGUGAUAGAUACAAUGUUUGGUUAGACUGUACUGUUUGUUGUUGUUCAAUAAAUUUUUUAUUGUUUGGUUUGA
Solanum lycopersicum (tomato) is the source of this 1046-nucleotide messenger RNA. Its product is annotated as protein LURP-one-related 10. The record is from RefSeq and is a predicted model, not a curated record. NCBI's taxonomy places the organism in Eukaryota, Viridiplantae, Streptophyta, Magnoliopsida, Solanales, Solanaceae.